This is a messenger RNA of Arachis ipaensis, 612 nucleotides long. RefSeq lists its product as uncharacterized. Lineage: Eukaryota; Viridiplantae; Streptophyta; Magnoliopsida; Fabales; Fabaceae. The record is from RefSeq and is a predicted model, not a curated record.
AUGGCUGAGCAGAUUAAGAAGUUUGAGGAAGAAAUCAGGAAAGUGAAUGAUAUGGUUAGUAGAGGACAGUAUGACGGUACAAUAGAGGCGAAGAGGAAGGCUUUAGUGAGGUGCUGCGAAAAGUGGUAUCUAAGGCAGGAUGUGCAUUGGAAGCAAAUGUCAAGAUCUUGGCAUGCCAAUGAGAUGGAUCGGAACACAAGGUAUUUCCAUAAUAUAGCUUCAGCAAGAAGAAGGAAUAAUCGAAUUGAGUCUUUGGUGGUUAAUGGGAGGCUAGUGAGGAAUCAAGCAAGAAUCAAGGUUGUGGUCCGGGACUUUUACAAACACCUGUACCACCAGGAAGCGUCUCCAAGGGUGAGCUUUAGGGAUGGAUUAGUUAAUCGAUUAGAGAGGGAGGAAGCGGAAACCUUAGAGGCGCUACCAUCAGUAGAGGAAGUGAAAGAAGUAGUUUGGGAUUGUGAAUCUUCUAAGGCUCCAGGGAGUGAUGGGUACAACAUGAAUUUUAUAAAGAAAUGUUGGAAUAUGAUUGGAGCGGAAUUCACUACAGCUGUGAUGGAUUUCUUUGAGACAGCAAAAUUACCACCAGACGCUAAUGUCACAUGGGUAGCUUUGUGA